Messenger RNA from Morone saxatilis (striped sea-bass), 1434 nucleotides. RefSeq names its product odorant receptor, family E, subfamily 128, member 10 (gene or128-10). Gene Ontology annotation, biological process: G protein-coupled receptor signaling pathway. The record is from RefSeq and is a predicted model, not a curated record. Gene Ontology annotation, molecular function: G protein-coupled receptor activity; olfactory receptor activity. Gene Ontology annotation, cellular component: membrane. Lineage: Eukaryota; Metazoa; Chordata; Actinopteri; Moronidae.
AUGAUAAACUCUACACAGUUUUCAUAUUUCACACUUUCUGCCUACUUUGACACCGGGCUGUUACAAUACUUAUGUUUCCUGUGUGUUCUGUGUUUAUAUUUUUUUAUUGUUCAUUUGUGAUAUUCUGUAUGAAACAGAAGGCUACAUGAACCUAUGGUUGUCACAUGCUCUCGGUUCAGAUUCUCUGACAUUCACACUGUUUCUGUUUCAUUUUGUUUCCUGCUGUACUCAUAUGCAGGUGUCGAAUUUUUCAGCUUAGCUGCCAUGUCUUUUGAUAGAUACCUUGCUAUCUGUUGCCCUUUACAAUAUAACACACAUAUGACAUCUAACAAAGUUUUCAUUAUAAUUGCUCUCAUAUGGUUCCUCAUAUUUCUUGUAAAUUUAGUUGGACUCUUUUUGAUUGUUCCUUUACAGCUGUGUGGGAACAUCAUUAACAAAGUGUACUGUGAUAACCACUCUAUUGUGAAACUGGCCUGCUACGACACCACAGUCAAUACUGUCUACGGACUGUUUGUUAGUGCCUUCUCAGUCUUUGGCCCUCUCAUUUUAAUUCUUUACACUUACAUAAAAAUUCUCAGUGUUUGUUUUUCUGGUUCUAAACAAAAAGCCAUCAGUACCUGCACCCCUCACCUCGCUUCCCUGCUGAACUUUUCUUUUGGAGUUUGUUUUGAAAUAUUACAGAGCAGGUUUAAUAUGAACAGUGUUCCAAAUGUGUUGCGCAUUUUUUUGUCGUUAUACUUUCUAACAUGUCCACCGCUCUUCAACCCUGUAAUGUAUGGACUGAAUCUGUCCAAAAUCCGUCAGCCCACAGCAGGACAGGUGGACAGACUGGCAGCACUAAGACAGGUAUGGAAACUCAGCUGCGAUGACUUAGAACCCGAGCAGCAGGAGGAGCUGUGGCAGGUGUUGGUGGAAUUUAAGGACAUUUUUGCACUGACAGAAGAGGAAGUGGGCCUGACACAUCAGGUGCAGCACGAAAUCGACACUCAGGAUGCACGGCCCAUCAAGACAUGCCCCCGCCGCCUUCUCCUGGCGCAUCAGGCAGCUGCGGACAGCACGAUUGUUGAGAUGCUGAUGGCUGGCAUCAUCAAGCCCUCUGACAGCCCCUGGGCCUCGGGGGUUGUGAUGGUCAAUAACAAGAAAAGUCCAAAGACCUACGCAGCGGGUAUUGGCAGGUGCCCCUCAGCCCUGAAGCCAGACCGAAGACAGCUUUCUGUAGCGUCGGGGUUGUGGCAGUUUCGAGUCCUCUGCUUUGGCCUGUGCAACGCGCCGGUCACCUCCUUCCAGGCAGCCUUGGGGGCCCUGCGGCGGGUUCUACAGAGGACAGUAGCGGCGGGUCUGAAGCUCCACCCUGACAAGUGCUGCUUCAGUUUCUGGGACACAGAGUUGGGGGAGAGGGCAUCAGCACGUUUGAGGAAAAAGUGCGGGCAGUGA